Molecule: messenger RNA, 2871 nt
Organism: Oreochromis aureus
Lineage: Eukaryota; Metazoa; Chordata; Actinopteri; Cichliformes; Cichlidae
Gene: bnip2
Product: BCL2 interacting protein 2
Exons: 12
Coding region: 686-2065 (459 amino acids)
Biological process (GO): apoptotic process
Cellular component (GO): cytoplasm
Source: RefSeq, a predicted model, not a curated record
ACUGUAUGCAUAUACACUAUGAUAGAGCUAGGCGUUGUUAGCAAACAGUUAACUUCUGCCGUUUAGUAGCCGAGGCUCGUGUGUCGGCAAAUUAAAAGGAAGUAGUCUUUGUAUUUAACAUGGGUCCAAGAAAAGACUGUCCUUACGUUGAGCUGUAGUUGAUAACUGCCGAAAUAUUUCUUUUUUAGCUCAUAGACGGCGUUAAUUGGAAUACAAAGCUUGUUUUGUCGUGGCUAAACUUUGCUAGCUCCAAAGCUAGCCUGACUGAAUGUGUUACGUCCACCGGAGAGCCCUCUGGACUUGGAGGAAGGAAGGAAGGAAACUGAUAAGUGGGAUAACUGCGCACCUAUGCUCCUGCAAAGCUAGAACUCUAUAGGACUCUUGAGUUAACACCGUGACGCAUUUAGAAAAGGUGACUAUCUGUAGACUUAGCGUGAUAUUUGACACUGUUUGGUUAAUGAGAUAUGCUGUUAGUUGGCAUAGCUAGCUGCUAGCGCCACGUCUCUGGGCUAGCUGUACAGCAGACGAGAGCUAUCCUGUUAGCCACAAACUUCCAAAGAAGUUGUGUAAGUCAGAUUUUUCUUUCUGGUUGAUUUGGUCAAGGAGCUGAACGGUGAUUAAAGCAUUUCACGGUCGGACUCUUUAACUCUGAUCUGCUGUACCACCGGGACAACCGGAGAAACUUAUGGCAUCGGAUGUGAUUGAGAGUGAAGCGGUGCUGAAGGGUGUAAGUGAUAUGAAUUUGAACAAUAGCAGCCCAGAUACUGUCACACCCAGGGGGACUCUUGAGGAUUUGGGAAACAGACAGACGUCCAGCCCGUCAUCAUCCGGUGUAUCGGGAGAAGGCGAUGACGAGGAAACAGACGAAUUGCAAAAUAGCACAGCUUCUGCUGCAGAAAAGGGCGAAGAGGAGUUUCAAGACAGUCUAACCAAAACAAGCGGUACGCCACAGGAAAGGAAGACUCCAGACAAUGUGCAGAAACAACGAGGAAAAAGCUCUACCCCGGUGAGCGUUCCCCAGUCACGCUCACCAGCUGGAGCCACUGGAAGCCUUGAGCGUCAAGAGUCAGUUGCCACAACAGAAGCCCGCCUCAGAAUGGAAGGAGUUGAACUUAAGGAAGAGUGGCAGGAUGAGGACUUUCCACGGCCCCUCCCAGAGGAAGAGGAGCUUGAAGAUGAGCUUUUUGCAGGAGCUUCUGAAGCAGGAAACCCUGGCUACACAGUGAACCAUGGCAAGAAGACUAAGAAAAAACUUGCAGCUCCAGACAUCAGUCUCACUCUUGACCGCAGUGAAGGUUCUCUUCUCUCUGACGAGCUGGAUGAAAGCACAGAGCUAGACCUCAGUGACAUGGACACGCCUUCGGACAACAGCAAUGAAUUUGAAUGGGAAGAUGAUCUUCCUAAGCCAAAACCCACAGAACUACUACAGAAGGGCGUGGAGUCAGUUCACGAGUAUUCGGCCUCUGAGGAGAGGGAAGACAGUCGACGCUGGAAGAUGCUUCGUAUUGGAGACCAGGAGCACAGAGUGGACAUGAAGGCCAUUGAACCUUACAAGAGAGUCAUCAGCCAUGGAGGUUACUAUGGAGACGGUUUGAAUGCCAUAAUUGUGUUUGCUGUGUGCUUUAUGCCGGAGAGCAAUCAGCCAAAUUACAGAUACAUCAUGGAGAAUUUAUUCAAGUACGUCAUUGGCACACUGGAGCUUUUGGUUGCUGAGAACUAUAUGAUUGUGUAUUUAAACGGGGCGACAUCUCGGAAGAAGAUGCCAACUGUUGGCUGGCUUAGAAAGUGCUAUCAGCAGAUUGAUAGGAGGCUACGGAAGAACCUGAAAUCCUUGAUAAUCGUACACCCCUCUUGGUUUAUUCGCACCCUGCUGGCACUCACCAAACCUUUCAUAAGCUCCAAAUUUAGUCAGAAAAUCAAGUACGUGUACAGCUUGUCAGACCUUGCUGAACUGGUUCCAAUGGAGUAUGUGUCCAUACCAGAUUGUAUCAAACAGUUUGACGAGGAAAAAAAUAGGAAAAGCCGUAAAAGGUAUAUGCACUUUCACCCAGGGCUCAUAUUUUGAGGAGGUUGAUGUUUGAAUCGAUCAGGACAUGCACGGCAAAACGGAGAGCGCAGCUGCUACUGUCCCGGAGUGACCUGGCUCACGCUUCGAGACGUGGAAAGGAACGAUGAAGAAUGUUGAGGACUGCAGCCAUUCAUGUUUGUUUUCUGGGUGAUGGGACUGGAGGCUUCUUUGCAUCAAGAAAGUGCCUUUUUGAAAUGAUGCUGCCUGUUACAUGUUGGAACUUUUUUUUUUUUUUCUUUUUGCUGCAUUUCUGUGUCAACCAGUUUGAUCUGCAGCACUGUGUCCACAUGCUGUCAUAAAUGUUUUAAUCCUUUUUUAGUUACUCCUGUAUCUCAUGUCAAACUAAGCGCAUUGGUUUUCCUGUAGCUACUGGUGUAUGUACACUAUUUGAGGCACUCUUGUUACAAGUGGUUGAUGCAUGUUCUACUUUAUUACAUUUAAAAUUAUAUAUUUAUAUUCAAAAGGUGUCAAAGGAAAUAAAUUAAUAUAUUUUUAUGAUGGAUCUGAUUUUAAACUGCGUAUUAGGUCACUGACUCACUGAGUGGCAUUGGAUAGAACACGUUUAAUGGCAUCUUGUUCACUGUUCACUGCUGAUGUUCUCUGUUAAAAUCCUGCCUGGGGAAAGUAAAUCUUUGUUUUUAUUUUAUCUUUUUUUUUUUUCUAUCUUUUUUGUUUUUUGGUCCCUCACUUGAAUGUACUGUUUUUGCUUGAGGGUGAACACUUGUGAAAGAAACUAUCUGAACCAAGGAUGUAAGUCUUUAUUUUCUCAUUUCCUUCAAAGUAAAGCCAUGGAUCCAUUCUGA